CGGUCAUGGAGCCGGCCGGAGGCUCCGGGCCACAGCAGAGAGCUGGAUCGGAAGUGGAGCAGCUGGGACUCGAACUGGCGCCCAUAUGGGAUGCCAGCAUUGCAGGCGGCGGCUUUACCCACAGCACCGGCCCCUGGUCAGCCUUCAAGCAGAAAGAUGAUUUGGCCGGCACAGACCCUGCCAAGGCCAUCAGGCCCAUCGACCGGAAGUCAGUCCAUCAGAUUUGUUCCGGGCAGGUGGUCCUGAGUCUGAGCACUGCCGUGAAGGAGUUGGUGGAAAACAGCGUGGACGCCGGUGCCACGAACAUCGACCUAAGACUGAAAGACUACGGGGUGGACCUCAUUGAAGUUUCAGACAACGGAUGUGGGGUGGAAGAAGGAAACUUCGAAGGCUUAACUCUGAAACACCACACUUCUAAGAUUCAAGACUUUGCCGACCUAACCCAGGUUGCAACUUUCGGCUUUCGGGGGGAAGCUCUGAGCUCACUUUGUGCACUGAGUGACGUGACCAUCUCCACCUGCCACUCGUCUGCCAAGGUUGGCACCCGGCUGGUGUUUGAUCACAGCGGGAAAAUCCUCCAGAAAACGCCCUGCCCGCGACCCAGAGGGACCACGGUCAGCGUGCAGCAGUUGUUUUACCCGCUGCCUGUGCGCCAUAAGGAGUUCCAGAGGAACAUCAAAAAGGAGUAUGCCAAAAUGGUCCAGGUCUUACAUGCCUACUGUAUCAUUUCAACGGGCGUCCGUGUGAGUUGCACCAACCAGCUUGGACAAGGCAAGCGCCAGCCUGUGGUGUGCACAAGUGGGAGCGCCAGCAUAAAGGAAAACAUCGGAUGUGUGUUUGGGCAGAAGCAGCUGCAGAGCCUCAUCCCCUUCGUCCAGCUGCCCCCCAGCGACUCUGUCUGUGAAGAGUACGGUCUGAGCUGCUCGGAAGCGCUGUACAAUCUCUUCUAUAUUUCAGGUUUCAUAUCACAGUGCACCCAUGGUGUUGGAAGGAGUUCAACCGACAGACAGUUUUUCUUCAUCAAUCGGCGGCCUUGUGACCCAGCAAAGGUCUCCAGGCUUGUGAACGAGGUCUACCACAUGUACAAUCGGCACCAGCACCCGUUUGUCGUUCUGAACAUUUCUGUUGACUCAGAAUGUGUCGACAUCAACGUGACCCCAGAUAAAAGACAGAUUUUACUGCAAGAGGAGAAGCUCUUGCUGGCAAUUUUAAAGACCUCUCUGAUUGGAAUGUUUGACAGUGACGUGAACAAAGUGAACGUCAGCCAGCAGCCGCUGCUGGAUGUUGAAGGUAACUUAAUAAAAGUGCACACUGCGGAAACGGAGACUCCUCUGCCCGGGAAGCAGGGUAGCCCCGCCUUGCUGAGGGCUCCAGGAGGGGAGCAGAGAAGGGCGGUGUCUGUGUCCCGACUGAGAGAGGCCUUCUCCCUUCGCCACACAGCAGAGAACAAGGCUCAGGACCCAAAGACUCCGGCCCUGAGUCCCAGAUGCAGGCCGCAGGAGACAGGAGUGCCACCGCCUAGCACCUCAGGCCCCAGCCCUGGCCCCAGCCGAGGCAGGCCGGGCCCUCGGGCAGAGGCUGUGAGUCCCAGCAAGGGCCCCGGAGACCACGAAGGCCUGGCGGGCACAGAGGAGGACCCUGGGCCCAGCAGCGCCCCAGCCAGCUCAGGGGAAGGGCUCUGCGCCCUGGACUGUGCAGCAAACUCCCCGAAGGAUGGGCCCCCGCGGGAACAUGUGUCGCCCUGCGAGGGUGAGACAGAGUCCGACGGGAACUGCCACGAGCAGCGUGAACAAGCUCAAGUUCGACCUGCACCUGCUGAGCUCUCGUCCCCGAGCGCCAAGCGUCGGAGGAAGGAUGGCGCUCCCUCCGGCCCGGACCUUCCCUGCAGGCCGGGUGACAGACAGGGCGGGCCGGCGUCUCAGCUUGAUGUGGCGGUGAAAGUCCCUAAGCGAGUGGUGCCCCUGGACUUCUCCAUGAGUGCUCUAGCCGAACGGGUGAGGCGCCUGCUUCGCCGAGAAGAGCCAGGUGGAGGCGAGCACAGCUACAGGAGGUUCCGGGCGAAGAUCUGCCCUGGGGACAACCAGGCGGCCGAGGAGGAGCUGAGGAAGGAGAUCAGUAAAGCGAUGUUUGCAGAGAUGGAGAUCGUCGGCCAGUUCAACUUGGGGUUUAUAAUCACCAGACUGCACGAGGAUCUCUUCAUAGUGGACCAGCACGCCACGGACGAGAAGUACAACUUUGAGAUGCUGCAGCAGCACACCGUCCUGCAGGGCCAGCGGCUCAUAGCGCCUCAGGCUCUCAACCUGACCGCUGUGAAUGAAGCCAUUCUCCUAGAGAACCUGGAGAUAUUCAGGAAGAAUGGCUUUGACUUUGUCAUCGAUGAAUCUGCUCCAGUCACGCAAAGGGCCAAGCUGGUCUCCUUGCCGACCAGUAAAAACUGGACCUUCGGGCCCCAGGACAUAGACGAGCUCAUCUUCAUGCUCAGCGACAGCCCUGGGGUCAUGUGCCGGCCCUCGCGCGUCCGCCAGAUGUUUGCCUCCAGAGCCUGCCGGAAGUCCGUGAUGAUUGGCACCGCCCUGAACCCCAGCGAGAUGAAGCAGCUUGUCACCCACAUGGGGGAGAUGGACCACCCCUGGAACUGUCCCCACGGAAGGCCCACCCUGCGGCACAUCGCCAAUCUGGCUGUCCUUUCUCAGAAGUGACU
Messenger RNA from Lepus europaeus (European hare), 2701 nucleotides. RefSeq names its product PMS1 homolog 2, mismatch repair system component (gene PMS2). NCBI's taxonomy places the organism in Eukaryota, Metazoa, Chordata, Mammalia, Lagomorpha, Leporidae. Gene Ontology annotation, cellular component: MutLalpha complex. The record is from RefSeq and is a predicted model, not a curated record. Gene Ontology annotation, molecular function: mismatched DNA binding; ATP binding; ATP hydrolysis activity. Gene Ontology annotation, biological process: mismatch repair. The transcript is spliced from 16 exons. The coding region runs from base 6 to 2699 and encodes 897 amino acids.